AAAAUUAAAAAGAAAAAGAAAAGAACUAACACAAAAUAAUUUGGGAUUGCUGCUUGGACCGAAGCAUAAGCAAGACCGCGUGUGGUGCCGUGCCUGUUUCCGAGACCAACAAAACAGCCAUUGCAUCCCACUCCCUUCUCUCUCUCUCUCUUUCUGUUUGAAGCAAACAACAAAACUAAAUUAUAAUCCACUCACUCCCCCUCUCAAUAAAACCCUCUUCCGAUCCAUCCAUUUUCUCCGUCGGAUUCAAUUCAUUCUUCGCGGAACACAAAAACGAAAGGGAAAAAUCAUCGAAGGUGGCCAUCGAUGAAUGGAUCUCGGGUUUGAUGUAAUUAUUGGAUGGUUCUGGAGAUUCGUCCCGUGAUGGGAUUAAAAUCAGUGGGCAUAGGUUGCUUGCGCAGUCCAUGGAUGAGAAGCGAAGGGCAAUAAUGGAAGUGAAAUUGGGGAAAGUGAAUCUCUCUCUCAGUUGAAUUGCGUCUCUCUCUCUCACUCUCUCUCUCUCUCUGUCUCUCUGUCUCUCUCUCUCCUCUUUCUCUUUCUCUCGGUCAUGGAUGGGGUUAGACCUCGUGAUAAAGCGGAGCAGCCUCAGUCCAGAGACUUCGCCACCGCGUCGUCAUCGUCGUCGGGAUGGCGUCCCCGAGGGUUUGCGUUCGUUCCUUGUGUGCCUAAGGGUGAAGGAGAAGGAGAAGAAGUUACUGCUGCUCAGAAGUCGCAACCGUUGCGCCUCGUUGUGAGGAAACCUUUGGUGGCUAGAUUGACCAAGGAAAUAGUGGAAACAUACCAAAUCUGCAAUCCACAGUUUAAAUAUUCUGAAGAUCUAAAUCCAAAAAGAUUUUUGACUAGUCCAUCCGUUGGAGUGCUUAAUGAUGGCUAUGAUAAUGUAAACUCAGAUCUUAUUCUGACAGUGAAUUUUGUCUUGAUCCAUUUAGAGAAAAAUAAAAGAUAUAUUGUCAAAGAUGUCCUUGGUCAUGGGACAUUUGGACAAGUGGCUAAAUGCUGGGAUUCAGAUACCAACAGUUUUGUUGCUGUGAAGAUCAUUAAAAAUCAACCAGCAUACUAUCAACAGGCGCUGGUUGAAGUAACUAUUUUAACAACGUUAAAUAAGAAGUAUGAUCCUGAGGAUAAGCAUCACAUUGUUCGUAUAUAUGAUUAUUUUGUAUAUCAACGACACUUGUGCAUUUGCUUUGAAUUGCUGGACACAAACUUGUAUGAGCUUAUCAAGAUGAAUCAUUUUAGGGGAUUGUCACUUGGUAUUGUUCAGCUAUUCUCUAAGCAGAUUUUAUGUGGACUGGCUCUUUUAAAAGAGGCUGGCAUUAUUCAUUGUGAUCUGAAGCCAGAAAACAUUCUUUUAUGUACAAGCACUGUGAAGCCAGCAGAAAUCAAGAUUAUUGACUUUGGAUCAGCAUGCAUGGAAAACCGCACGGUUUACUCUUAUAUUCAGAGUCGAUACUAUAGAUCACCUGAGGUUCUUCUUGGAUAUCAAUACUCAACAGCUAUAGAUAUGUGGUCCUUUGGGUGCAUAGUGGCAGAAUUGUUUCUUGGAUUACCAUUAUUCCCUGGGGCUUCAGAAUUUGAUCUUUUGAAACGGAUGAUUGAAAUACUUGGAGGACAACCACCUGAUUAUGUAUUAAGGGAUGCCAAAAACACAAGUAAAUUCUUUAAGUGUAUUGGGAGUCUCCAGAACAUAGAGAACAGCGAGAGUUCCAAAAAUGGAAGAAGUGUUUAUCAAGCAUUGACAGUGGAAGAAUAUGAAGCUCGAGAAAUGAAGAAGCCAUCAAUUGGAAAAGAGUAUUUUCAUCAUAUGAAUCUUGAAGCAAUUGUUACAAACUAUCCGUACAGAAAAAACCUACCCAAAGAAGAUAUUGUCAAAGAAAGUCAAGCACGACUGGCUCUUAUUGAUUUUUUAAAAGGGCUUGUUGAAUUUGAUCCUGCAAAACGCUGGUCACCAUUUCAGGCUUCAAAACACCCUUUUGUAACUGGGGAACCUUUUACACACCCCUACAAGCCUCCCCCUGAGACUCCUCACAUGCCUGUAGUUCAAAAUAUCAAGGUGGAUAAUCAUCCAGGCGGCGGACACUGGUUUGCUGCUGGUCUAUCACCUAAUGUUCAAGGAAAGAGCAGAGCUUCCCUCUAUAGCAGUCCACAUUUUCAGAUGGUUCAACAUCCAUCUAAUAGUUAUGGAAGUGUAGGAAGCCAUGGGAGCUAUAAUGACAGUGCUGGGCUUGGAAGCAGCUAUGGGAGUUAUGGAGAGAGCAGUAACAUGUUUGCUUAUUAUUCACCAAUUGCUCCAUCUGGUAUGAACAUGCAUAAUCAGGGCAAUAUGUCAAUGCUUGGAAAUAGUCCUGAUGCUAGGAGGAGAGUUAAGUACCAACCUGGGAAUGGGCUGGGCGUAAGUCCAUCAGCUGGAAAUUUUGCUCCUCUGCCUCUUGGUGCCAGCCCAUCUCAAUUUACUCCACCAAGUUCCUAUAGUCAGGUUUCAGUUGGUUCUCCAGGACACUAUGGACCUACAUCUCCUGCAAGAGGAACUUCUCAUGGAUCACCUUUAGGCAAGACAUCUGCAGUUAGCCAGUUUAAUAGAAGAAAAAAUUGGGGACAUUCUGGAAGUCCUCAAACUCAAGAAACUACAUUUUGUUCACAUUGGCAAGGCCAAUAUCCUGACAGCACUAGCCAUACUGAGGGAACAUCACAAGCUCUUGGCAGUUCACCAUCAUAUCUACAGUCAAAUAGCAAUCCUGGAAACUGGAAGCAGCGAGGUAGUGGAGGGUUAUCAGCAAAUCAGAACAUUUCAUGCUUGGUUAUGCCCAGUUGUAGCAUGAACUCACAAUCAACAGAAUUGGUUCGUGACAAUGUGGACACAGGCAUUUCAUUGCCUGAUCCUGGAGAUUGGGACCCUAAUUAUAGUGAUGAACUACUACUACAAGAUGAUGGUUCAGAUGAAAGCAAUUUGACAACUGAGUUUGGUAGAAGUAUGAAUCUUGGUUCCACUGAACCAUGGGCUGGAUUUGGAAGGUUCAACCAUGUCUCCAGCUCAAACACUCCAAUAAUCAUGCAAAGACUCAGUGGACCAGGUCAAGCAUUUUCUAACGUUGAGGUGGGUAGCCUUCCAGCUCAUGAUCAUCAAGCAGCAUACUCUAUGUCUAAGCCUUUUCAUCUCAUGCCUCAUAUUUUACAAAAUUCUCCAAGCCGUUUUGGACACCAAUCUGUUCAAAGAUUCACACAUGGUAGACCACCCCAGGGUGCUGAGUGGAAUCAAAUUAAGAUUCAGGCUCCUUCUGGUUUCAGCAAUGUGGGCCCUCGUUCUCCCAGGAACAACUCAUUCACAAACAGUAUGACAUGGGGGCGAAGAAUGAAUCCUCCUGUCGCAAGCAUGCCACCAACAUCUCGGACAAGAAAAGAUUACGCAAGGAUAGACUAGCAGGGUCCCGAUUCACCGGAUCAGCUUGUGUUUUUUUUUUUUUUUUCCCAAUAUUUGGGUUCAUGACAAGGGUAGUCUGUGUUGUGUAGAAGGGGUACGGGGAGGGAAUCUAAGGGGGAAGUAAAAAAAAAAAGAAAAAAGAAAAAAAGAAGAGGCCAGUACCCAAUUGUUCGUUAGCGAACCCUUAUAUCUUUUGUCAUUUAUUGUGCUUGCGCUUAAAAAUAAUUUGUGGGUAUAGUUUGCAUGUCAUUUAUCAUUUAUUGGGUAUUUGGUAAUUCAAAGGCUCUAUAUGCGCUGAUAUACCCUUUUGGAAGGGUUGUGCUUAGUGAAAUCCUAAGAGAUGGUCGCGUGCAAAUUUUUUUAAUAUUCCGUAUUAUCUUCCUUGGGUAUCAGAGCCCUUAACAGGUUUAUAAAAUGCUCUUCGUUGAAUCUUGAACUGAUAAAUAAAUUUCAUUUACAGCGUGUUCAGAUUCAUGCUAAAUGUUAAUAAGUUUACAUCAUUAUAAUGAUGAUGAUAUUAGUCACGACUUGUGUAUUGAAGACAUUUAGAUUUUUUCAACUUUUCGCAUACACAGUUGGAAAUAUGUUUGCUUUCUAACGUGAUUAUUCACGUCAAAACAGGAACUAUUUUGGUCUGUAAAAAUAUUCAUACCAUGCAGGGGUUUUUAUUUUGAACUAGGCACAAAUUUUAUGCCACUGGUUAAUCAUGGGCAUUUUCUGUGGAAGACAGAUUUAGUUUAGAAAUUAUCUUCCAAUGUUAGACUUUAGCAGGAAUAGACAUAUGAAUUGGGUCUCAAUAUCAUAUCUUAAAUCCCAUUUGAGCAUAAGAACUCUAGACAGGAAAGCAUACAUUACCAACGGAAGCAGUGACCGAGAUAAAUUGAUCAAAUCGAUACUAUAAACUUAUCAAUAGGAUUAUCUAGUUCUGCUCCUAAUCAAGUCAAGAUAAUAAUCAAAGUCGAAGCAUGCAAGCAAAAUUAAUCAAAACUCUGAUAAGAGGAAUGAUUUCGCGCAGUUUAUGAAAAACAUAUAAGCAACUAAUUUAAUCCUAACAAAUAGAACUGAGAAAUAUAAAGAUAAAACGCUUUCAGAUGAUAUAUUGAAUCUAUUUUUUAUCAUCCUUAUUAUAUUAUCUUCAAAGCUCAGACUCUGUAGGACGCUUCUUUACA
Molecule: messenger RNA, 4584 nt
Organism: Abrus precatorius (Indian licorice)
Lineage: Eukaryota; Viridiplantae; Streptophyta; Magnoliopsida; Fabales; Fabaceae
Product: dual specificity protein kinase YAK1 homolog
Exons: 18
Coding region: 548-3415 (955 amino acids)
Biological process (GO): peptidyl-threonine phosphorylation; peptidyl-serine phosphorylation
Cellular component (GO): cytoplasm
Molecular function (GO): protein serine/threonine kinase activity; protein tyrosine kinase activity; ATP binding
Source: RefSeq, a predicted model, not a curated record